AUGGCUUCCAUCAUUGACGACUAUCACCCCGACGGCCCGCUCGGCAACUUCUGCCUCCUCCCCUUCGUCGACGAGGCGGAGGCGAACCUCCCUCCCGCCACCCACAUCCCAAGGCACGACAAGAAGCGCAAGGCCAGGAGACGCACCCAUCCCGAGGGGCGGGAGUCCAAGCGCCGUGGACGUGAAGCAGCCAGCCAGUCCUCCGUGCCCGACGCACCUGACGCCAGCAUGACCAGCCACCAAGACGAUGCUGAUCGCGUUCUGGUCGCCGAGAAUGACCGUCUGAACGGGCUGAUCGCCAGGCUCCAGGGUCAGCUCACGGGAUACGAGCAGCGUCAGAAGAAGAACAUGGCCCGCAUUCGCAGCCUCGAGAAGGCUCUGCAGGUGCAAGAAGCCAUCUCCCACAGGCAUGCCCAGGAGCUUGUGCGUCGAGACGGCAAGGAGAGGAUGGUCUCCGAUCACAAAGGUGCCAGUGAACAAGAGCAGGUGAGCAAGGCCCAGCUGCAGCACGGCUGCAUCCGUCAGAUGCAGCGUCCCCGGCCCUACGACGGGCACGUCAAAGAUGAGAAGGUCACGCCUCACUUGACCACGCCCCACUCCGACCAAGACACUGUCAAGACAGAGCCAGGCACCGAUUCCCCCUCGCCCUCCGACUUCGAUCUGGCCCGCCUCAGCAUCCACGACAAGCACCCCGCCCUCGAAGUGAUGGAACGCACCCGCCUCUCCCUCGCCACAUGCAUUCAGGACAUGAGCGCUCUUCCGGGCCAGCGCCUGACGCACGGUGACCGCGACUACAGGGCGCUCUGCGCCGUUCACUACGACGUCACUUUGCAGAUUCGCCAGCUCGAGAGGUUGUGUGCCAAGGCGACGCCUUGA
Messenger RNA from Trichosporon asahii var. asahii CBS 2479, 876 nucleotides. RefSeq lists its product as uncharacterized. NCBI's taxonomy places the organism in Eukaryota, Fungi, Basidiomycota, Tremellomycetes, Trichosporonales, Trichosporonaceae. Bases 1 to 876 code for a protein of 291 amino acids. The transcript has a single exon. The record is from RefSeq and is a predicted model, not a curated record.